Rosa rugosa (rugosa rose) is the source of this 3486-nucleotide messenger RNA. RefSeq names its product protein TIC110, chloroplastic. Gene Ontology annotation, biological process: protein import into chloroplast stroma. The record is from RefSeq and is a predicted model, not a curated record. The transcript is spliced from 14 exons. Bases 184 to 3228 code for a protein of 1014 amino acids. NCBI's taxonomy places the organism in Eukaryota, Viridiplantae, Streptophyta, Magnoliopsida, Rosales, Rosaceae. Gene Ontology annotation, cellular component: TOC-TIC supercomplex I.
UCUUCACUUUCAAACUUUCACCCUAUCUUCUUCUUCUUCUUAUUCUGCUCCGCUGGGUCUUCUUUAGUUGUUAAACCCUAUAUAACAGACCAACUCUCCGAUCCCAAACCCUAGAAAAGUAAAGACUUUUAGCUCCUCCACAGUCCCCCAAACGACGUCGUCUGCUCUUAUCCAGAGGGAGCCAUGAAUCCCUCCACCCUCCUCGCCCCUUCUUCUUCAACGCCGCAGCGUUCAAUUCUCCAGUCGCAGUUCCUCAACCCUAUCCCUCUCCGCGCCACCACCUCCGCAACCGUCCCACGGCGCCGUUUCAGGGUCUCAUUUCCCCGCAACUCGGCUGCCCAGUCGGACGGCGCCACGUCACCACCGCCGCCGACAGAUGUCUUUGGGGGCAAGAGAGAGCUCACUGGAGUCCAGCCCCUUGUGGAGAAGCUUUCGCCGCCGCUAAGGUUGGUGACGUCGGCAAUAGUGUUCGCCGGAGCGGUGGCUGCGGGUUACGGGUUGGGGCUUCGGGUCGGGAAGACCCAGAACACCGCGUUGGGCGGGGCUGUGGUGCUCGGAGCUGCUGGAGGAGCCGCUGUGUACGCUUUGAACGCCAGCGCUCCGGCCGUCGCCGCCGUCGAUUUGCACAACUACGUUGCCGGCCGGGAUGACCCCAGAGCUGUGAAGAAGGAGGAUAUUGAAGGCAUUGCGAAAAAGUAUGGUGUGAGCAAGCAAGAUGAGGCAUUCAAUGCGGAGCUCUGUGAUUUAUACUGCCGGUUCGUCACUUCAGUGAUACCUCCAGGAAGUGAAGAACUUAAAGGGGAUGAAGUUGAUACCAUAGUGAACUUCAAAAAUGCUCUGGGCAUCGAUGACCCUGAAGCAGCUUCAAUGCACAUGGAGAUUGGUAGACGCAUUUUCAGACAGAGGCUUGAGACUGGGGACCGUGAAGGUGAUCUAGAGCAGCGUCGGGCAUUUCAGAAGCUGAUAUAUGUUUCAACGCUCGUGUUUGGAGAUGCUUCAUCUUUCCUCUUGCCUUGGAAGCGUGUUUUCAAAGUCACCGAUUCCCAGGUGGAGAUUGCUAUCCGUGAUAAUGCACAGAGGUUAUAUGCUUCCAAGCUAAAAUCAGCUGGCAGAGAUAUUGAUGCAGAGCCACUUGUUAGGCUUAGAGAAGCACAACUCAUGUAUCGGCUUUCUGAUGAGAAUGCUGCAGACUUGUUCAAGGAGCACACAAGAAAACUGGCCGAGGAAAAUAUUUCAUCAGCACUCAAUAUACUCAAGUCCAGAACAAGAACAGCGGGGGGUGUCACACGAGUUGUGGAAGAGCUUGAUAAGGUUCUAGCACUCAAUAGUUUGCUCAUCUCACUAAAGAACCAGCCAGAUGCUGUUCGCUUUGCACCUGGGGUUGGGCCAAUUUCUUUACUUGGGGGUGAUUAUUAUGGUGAUAGAAAGAUAGAUGACUUGAAGCACCUUUAUAGAGCAUAUGUCACAGAUUCUUUAUCAGGGGGUCGCUUGGAAGAGAAUAAGCUUUCUGCAUUGAAUCAGCUUAAGAAUAUAUUUGGGUUAGGCAACCGAGAGGCAGAAACCAUUGUGCUAGAUGUUACUUCAAAGGUAUACCGUAAACGUCUUUCACAGGCUGUUAUUGGGGGUGAUUUGGAAGCAGCAGAUAGCAAAGCAGCCUUCCUUCAAGGUAUCUGUGAGGAGCUGCACUUCGAUCCACAGAAGGCGAGUGGGAUUCAUGAAGAAAUUUACCGGCAGAAGCUUCAGCUGUGUGUUGCUGAUGGAGAGCUUGAUGAGGAGGAUGUUGCUGCCUUGUUAAGGCUGCGGGUCUUGCUAUGUAUACCAAAGGAAACUGUUGAAGCUGCCCAUACAGGGAUCUGUGGCAGUUUGUUUGAAAAGGUUGUGAAGGAUGCAAUUGCAUCUGGUGUUGAUGGAUACGACGCUGAUGUGAAAUUAGCUGUUAGAAAGGCAGCCCAUGGCUUGCGAUUGACUAGGGAGGCAGCCAUGUCUAUUGCAAGCAAGGCAGUCAGAAGGAUUUUUGUUAACUACGUAAAACGAGCACGGGCAGCUGGGAACCGUACUGAGGCUGCAAAAGAACUUAAAAAGCUGAUAGCCUUCAACACAUUGGUUGUGACUGAAUUAGUGGCAGACAUAAAGGGGGAAUCAUCUGAUACAUCGACAGAUGAGCCAACAAAGGAGAAAGAAGUAAAAGAGGAAGAAGAAACGGUCCCAGAGGAUGAGGAAUGGGAAUCUAUUCAGACACUUAGAAAAAUAAGACCUGACAAGGAACUUGCAGUGAAGUUGGGGAAGCCUGGUCAGACUGAGAUAACUCUGAAAGAUGACCUGCAAGAAAGAGAGAGGACUGACCUGUACAAAACAUACUUGCUUUUUUGUAUAACUGGAGAAGUGAAGAAGAUUCCAUUUGGUGCUCAGAUCACUACAAAGAAGGAUGAUUCAGAGUAUCUGCUACUAAAUCAGCUUGGGGCAAUAUUGGGUUUGAGCACUACAGAGGUAGUGGAUGUACACAGGAGCCUGGCCGAGCAAGCUUUCAGGCAACAAGCAGAGGUGAUUUUAGCUGAUGGGCAAUUGACAAAAGCCAGGGUAGAGCAACUUGAUGAGUUGCAGAAGCAAGUUGGGUUGCCUCCACAAUAUGUUCAAAAGAUAAUAAAGAGCAUAACAACUACAAAAAUGGCGUCUGCCAUUGAAACAGCUAUUGGCCAGGGGAGGCUCAAUAUUAAGCAGAUAAGAGAACUUAAACAAUCAAGUGUUGAUUUAGAAAGCAUGAUAUCUGAGAGCUUGCGAGAGAACCUAUUCAAAAAAACUGUUGAUGAGAUAUUCUCAUCAGGCACUGGAGAGUUUGAUGAGGAGGAAGUCUAUGAGAAAAUCCCAGCGGAUCUCAACAUUAAUGUCAAGAAGGCAAGAGGUGUAGUUCUGGAGCUUGCAAAGAGCAGAUUAUCUAAUUCACUGAUUCAAGCUGUGUCACUUUUGCGGCAGAGAAAUCGUCAAGGAGUGGUUUCUUCUCUUAAUGACAUGCUGGCUUGUGAUAAAGCUGUGCCUGCCCAGCCACUUUCAUGGGAUGUUCCAGAGGAGCUGGCCGAUCUGUUUGCCAUAUACCUGAAAAGUGACCCAGCACCUGAGAAACUGUCACGCUUGCAGUAUCUGCUGGGCAUUAAUGAUUCCAUGGCAGCUUCCCUCGGGGAGAUGGGAGACAGAUUAUCCCCUGCUGGUGCAGAGGAAAAGUUUGUAUUCUGAACGUCAAUCUAGACACACAUGGGAAUAGGCCUGUUCCUGAUUGGCUCAUUUUUGUCCACAACCUGGUUUCUUUAGGAAAAGACUUAUACUAUGGUAAUUGUAGACAAGUUGUGAAUCGAAACAAGAAACUUUUAAAUUCUGGUUUAGCCGAAAAAUAAGAUCUGUUGUAUUUCAAUAUCUCGAUAUAGGAGGAAGUUAUCUGCUUAGAGGAAAGGAUUUUAAAGUUUCAAGAUAUCAGAGAAGCUCACUUCUUUUUUA